Mangifera indica (mango) is the source of this 995-nucleotide messenger RNA. RefSeq lists its product as uncharacterized. Lineage: Eukaryota; Viridiplantae; Streptophyta; Magnoliopsida; Sapindales; Anacardiaceae. The transcript has 2 exons. The record is from RefSeq and is a predicted model, not a curated record. The coding region runs from base 44 to 700 and encodes 218 amino acids.
UUCUCUUCCCCCAGCUCUACUACAAAUCAAGUUCUAAUAAGAAAUGCCUUGUUGGUCUUCUGAAAAUGCUACCAGAGCUUACCUCCAAGCUCUUCAAAUGGGUAAAAGAGGCAAGCAGCCCGAUGUUGCGGAGUUUAUAUCCGCUCUUGCAGCUGGAUACAAUGCACAACUGAUGGUGAUGGCUUGCUCUAGCGUUUCAGUAUCCACUGCACUCGCUCUUGUUGCAGCAGCACACCAAACUGGCGGUCGCGUGGUGUGUAUUUUACAUGGAGUUGACACCUUUCAUGACUCCGAGAAUGUCCUUGGCCUCGGUCCUUACUUAAGUUUCAUUGAGUUUGUAGCGGGGGACGCACAAAACCUGUUAAAGAACGAGUACAAAGGUGCAGACUUUAUGCUUAUUGAUUGCAAUAUUGAUGUUCAUAAAGGGAUAUUCAGAGCCGCACGAGAUCAGAGCAGAAAGCAUGGAGGGGGAGUUAUUGUGGGGUACAACGCCCUGCGUAAAGGAUCAUGGAGUGAAAUUAAUAGUCAGUUUUUACCCAUCGGGAAUGGUCUGCUUAUCACUAAAACAAGUGGGUUAGAGAAGGUUGAUAAUGGCGAUGAAGUGGUUAAAGGAAGAAAAAGGAGUCGUUGGGUUGUUACGGUUGAUAGAUGCACCGGAGAAGAGCAUAUUUUCAGAAUCACCUCAAGCAUCAAAGAGUAAUUCAAGCUUAAACUGACUCUAACAACAAAUCAUCCACAAAGCACAGACAGUAUCCAAAAAUAAAAUGGUUACGAUAUUACGCAGCCUUUUGACUCAAAGGAAACAAGUAUGAGAAGAAAGAAAGAAAGAAAGAAAGAAAAUGUUUGUCUUAAUUUCUCAUAUGGUUUCUUGGUAGGUUACAGGGGAAAGGUUGAUAAUUCUUAGCAUCUUCGUCUGGCUCAGAUUUUUUUUCGCUAAGAAGCUAGAUGUUCUGUAUAUACAGUGGAAUAGAACAACGGAAUUUUUUUUAUUAUCA